AUGGCCGAAAACACCAACGGCGACGGUCCUUCGACUUCCGCCCUACUCCAGUCUCUCUACUCGGCUCCCGAUGCUCCUAGCUGCACCGUCGCCGCCCGUGCACUGGCUAACCACAUCCAGACCACUGGCCUCCACAUUCUGGCUAUCGAUGCCAUCACUGAUGAUUUGAUCCGUGCCUCCCGCUCAAAGGUGGGCUCCGAACGUGAGAGCUCGAUGAUCGCAAUCGAAGAAAUCUGCCGAACCGUCGGCGCUGGAGGUGGUGCCGAACCAUAUCUUUUGCCGCUUCUGCCCGUCAUCUUGGAACGCUACCCUGAGACUGGAAAGGCCGAGGUCGUUGGUAAGGCUGCAGAGAAAGCUGCUAAGCAGCUCAUCAAGCUGUCCCAACCGGAGGGAGUCCCCAAAUUUAUCAAGGUACUCUUCGAUAUCUUAUCCACCUCCGGUGUCAAGUGGAAGACCAAAGCCGGUGCCCUCGAUCUCUUCGCCAGUCUCGUCAAGAUCGGUCCCGAUCAAGUGGCCGAACGAUUAGGCGAAAUCAUCCCACCACUCACCCAAGAGAUGAGAGAUACUAAGCCAGAAGUCAGUACUGCCGGCCAGAAAGCCGCCAUGGCUGUCUGUGGGGUACUCUCAAACUUGGACGUCUUGCCCUUCGUACCAGUCUUGGUCAACUGUAUGGCCCGACCUGAUACCGUACCAGAGGCCAUCAAGCAACUCUCUGCUAACGUUUGGGUGAGAGAUGUCGAUGGCCCAACUCUGGCGGUCUUGGUCCCCUUGCUCCAACGAGCACUCUCUGAGCGGAGCUCCAUCGUCCAACGACAAACCGUCAUCCUCGUCGGAAACUUAUUCAAGCUCGUCCGUUCCCCCGAGCUCGCCCACCUUCACCUGAAGAACCUCUUCCCCGGUGUCAAUCGGAUCGCCGAGACCGCCUCGUUUCCCGAAGUUCGUGAAUUCGCUCUCCAAGCCGUCAAUGCACUCAUCCUAUCCUCGGGUGCCGACGAGCCAACGGUGGCCGCACUCAAGAAUACUGCCCUAGCUAGUACCGGCCCUAGUCCGAUCCCUUCUACCCCUGGCACACCUUCUGUGAAGCUUACGGAUGAAGACGAGAUCUUGGCCCAGCGAUCCCUCAAAUCGUUGAUCGGAAAGAUGGCUCAUAUCACCGUGAACCCCUUCAUCGAAACCUCGAUCUCGUACCAAGCUGGUGCUGUCGCUAGCCUGGUUCGCAAGCGUGACUUUGAUGAAGCCCAGUGGACCCGAUACACUGUGCCGUAUUUGUCUCGCUUCAUGCCUGCGGGAGAUGCCGAAAAGAUUGCCAAGGAGAACUUGAAAAGGUGGCUGGAAAUCGAUAAGGAGCGCUACUACAAGGCUGCUGGCGAUGAUGAUGACGACCCCACUGAGAAGAUCGUCAACUUGACGUUCUCCUUGGCUUAUGGAGGUCUCUUACUCCUGAACCACACGGUCCUUCAACUUCGUCGCGGUUGGCGUUAUGGUGUUUGUGGUGCCAACGGUUGUGGUAAAAGUACUCUCUUGAAAGCCAUCAACCGACACCAAAUCGAAAACUUCCCCGAGAGCGUGUCAACAUUUUACGUCGAACACGAUAUUGAUGGAGAAGAUGCGGAUGCCACCUGUCUGCAGUUUUUGAUUGCAGACAAGUUUGUCAAGGCAAAGAAUUUGACUCCGGAUCAAAUCUCAGAGAGAAUGAGGGAGUUCGGAUUUGAUGAUGCCCGUCAAGCAUGCAAAGUUCAGUCACUCUCUGGAGGUUGGAAGAUGAGGCUAGCCUUGGCAAGAGCAAUGUUGUGUGAGGCCGAUCUGUUACUUUUGGACGAACCCACCAAUCACUUGGAUCGGGCGUCGAUUGAAUGGCUUCAAGAUUACCUCAAGGCCCAAACCAAAGUUACUAUCUUAACCGUGUCCCACGACUCUGGUUUCCUUGACUCGAUCUGUACGGACAUCAUUCAUUACCAGAACAAACAGCUGGUAUACUAUCGUGGUAAUCUUUCCAAGUUCGUUGAGAAAUACCCCGCGGCUCGAAGUUACUACACUCUAUCAGCUUCUCUGGUCAAGUUUGUUUUCCCCCCACCCGGAGCACUCAUGGGAGUUCGAUCUCAAACCCGUGCAAUCCUCAAGGCUACCAACGUCACAUUUACUUAUCCAGGUGCCCCGAAACCAAGUUUGAUGAACGCCUCCUGUGCUGUGACACUCUCCUCGCGUGUCGGAGUGGUCGGGCCUAAUGGGGCUGGAAAGUCGACUCUGAUCAAACUGCUGACGGGUGAAACGGUGCCCGACACCGGUAAAAUCGAAAAGCAUCCUAACUUGCGUGUGGCCUAUGUUGCUCAACACGCCUUCCAUAACAUUGGUGCUCACAUGGAAAAGACUGCUGUCCAAUAUAUCGCCUGGCGAUACCAAGACGGGCAUGAUCGUGAGCAAGCCAUGAAAGCUUCUCGAAUAUUGUCUGAGGAAGAGAAGAAACAAAUGGAGGUGCCGAUCGAAGGCAAGAACGGGGAGAAGCGCAAGUUGGAAAUGAUUAUUGGACGACAGAAGCUCAAGAAAUCGUUCCAAUACGAAGUCAAAUGGAAGAACCUUGACCAUCGAUACAACACCUGGCUUGGGAGAGAGAAAUUGAUAGAGGCUGGCUUCGGCAAAUUGGUCCAAGAGCACGAUGAUCUAGAAGCUUCCAGGGAAGGCUCUGGCAGCAGGGACCUAUCGUUUAAAGUCAUCCGACAACACUUGAUCGAUGUCGGCUUGGACGGUGACAUUGCCGAGUACAAUGAGUUGAAAGGACUCAGUGGUGGUCAAAAGGUCAAGGUUGUCAUUGCAGCUGCUCUGUGGAGUAAGCCGCAAGUCCUGAUCCUGGAUGAACCGACGAACUUCUUGGACCGAGAUGCACUGGGAGGAUUAGCGGUAGCGAUUCGAGACUGGGCAGGGGCAUUUGUAUGUAUCUCGCACAACGAAGAGUUUGUGGGGGCGUUAUGUCCGGAGAUCUGGAACGUGGAUGGGGGGAAAUUAGUGCACAAGGGGAAGGCGGCAGUGGUAGAAGGGGAUGCAUUCGAGGACGGGAAGCGGUUGGGGAGCGGAUUGAACAGCAAGAAGGGCACGCCCUCCGGGAGCAAAUCGGCCACCCCUCUCCCUAGCGCCAAGAACUCGGACAACGAAGGCAGCGCCCCCGUCGACCCCUCCAUGCCCGUCGUCACGAAGAAAAAACUCACCCGUAAACAGCUCAAGGAUCGUGAAGAGCGUCGACGGAUGCGCAAGUUGAGAUGGCUCUCCGACUCUACCGGCGCUCCCCGUGAACCCGAUACUGAUACUGAGGACGAGCAUUAA
Molecule: messenger RNA, 3315 nt
Organism: Puccinia triticina
Lineage: Eukaryota; Fungi; Basidiomycota; Pucciniomycetes; Pucciniales; Pucciniaceae
Exons: 6
Coding region: 1-3315 (1104 amino acids)
Molecular function (GO): ATP hydrolysis activity; ATP binding
Source: RefSeq, a predicted model, not a curated record